AUGAAUGGCUGUGAGGAGGCCGUGGAGUUCCUGCCAGUCAACAAUGCCAAAAAGGUGGAGAAGCGGGGCCCUAGACGCUGGGUGGUGCUGGCCAUUGUAAUCACAGUCAUUCUCCUGCUUUCUCUUCUGGCUGGUGUCCUGGUGUGGCAUCUACGGGGUGGGAAUGUGUGGGUGCAGAAGGUCUUCAAUGGCCACCUGAGGAUCAAAAAUGAGAACUUUAUAGAUGCUUAUGAGAACUCCACCACCGCAGAGUUUGCACAACUAGCCAACCAGGUGAAGGAAGCGCUGAAGCUGUUAUACAACAAAAUUCCAGCCCUGGGCCCCUACCACAAAGAGUCGGCAGUGACUGCCUUCAGCGAGGGCAGCGUCAUUGCCUACUACUGGUCGGAGUUCAGCAUCCCACAGGCCCUGGUGGAGGAGGCUGAGCGCGCCAUGGCCAAGGAGCACACAGUCACACUGCCUCCACGCCAGAGAUCACACCACUCCUUCAUGCUGACCUCUGUGGUAGCUUUCCCCACUGACCCUAGAACAGUGCAGACCACUCGGGACAGCAGCUGCAGCUUCGCGCUGCAUGCACAGGGCACCAAAACGACCCGCUUCACCACGCCUGGCUUCCCCGACAGCCCAUACCCGGCACACGCACAUUGUAGCUGGGUGCUGCGUGGAGAUGCCGACUCAGUGCUCAGUCUCACCUUCCGCAGCUUCCACCUGGCACCAUGCGAUGAGCGGGGUAGUGACCUGGUGACAGUCUACGACAGCCUGAGCCCUGUGGAGCCCCAAGCUGUGGUGCAGCUAUGCGGCACUUACCCUCCCUCCUACAACCUGACCUUCCUCUCCUCCCAGAACGUCUUCCUCGUCACACUGAUCACCAGCACUGAGCGGCGACAUCCAGGCUUUGAGGCUGCCUUCUUCCAACUGCCCAAGUUGAGCAGUUGUGGUGGUUACUUACGUCAAGCCCAAGGGACAUUUAGCAGUCCCUAUUACCCAGGUCACUUCCCACCCAAUAUUGACUGCGUGUGGAACAUUGAGGUGCCCAACAACCGGUAUGUGAAGGUGCGCUUCAAAGUUUUCUACUUGGUGGAGCCCAACAUGCCACCGGCCAGCUGCACCAAGGACUAUGUGGAGGUCAAUGGAGAGAAGCAUUGUGGAGAGAAGCCCCAGUUUGUGGUCACCAGUAAUAGCAGCAAGAUGACCGUCCGCUUCCACUCGGACCAUUCAUACACCGACACCGGCUUCCUGGCCGAGUACCUCUCCUAUGACUCCAGGGACCCAUGCCCAGGAAUGUUCACCUGCAACACGGGACGGUGCAUCCGGAAGGCUCUGCGCUGUGAUGGCUGGGCCGACUGCGCAGACUACAGUGACGAGCUCAACUGUGUAUGCAAUGUCACGCACCAAUUCACAUGCAAGAACAAGCUGUGCAAGCCCCUCUUCUGGCUGUGUGAUGGCCUGAACGACUGUGGGGAUGGCAGUGAUGAGCAGGGCUGCAAGUGUCCAGCCCAGACCUUCAAAUGUGGCAAUGGAAAGUGCCUCCCACUGAGCCAGCAGUGUGAUGGGAAGGACAACUGUGGAGAUGGGUCAGAUGAAGCCACAUGUGACAAAGUGAGCAUUGUUACCUGCACCUCACGCACCUAUCGCUGCCACAACGGUCUCUGCUUGAACAAGGGUAACCCAGAGUGUGAUGGGAUAAAGGACUGCAGCGAUGGCUCAGACGAAAAGGACUGUGACUGUGGGCAGCGGUCAUUCAGCAGGCAGUCACGCGUCGUUGGGGGACAGGAUGCGGAUGAAGGCGAGUGGCCCUGGCAGGUGAGCCUGCAUGCCCUGGGCCAGGGCCACGUCUGCGGGGCCUCACUUAUCUCCCCCACCUGGCUGGUCUCUGCAGCACACUGCCACGUUGACGACAAAGGCUUCAAGUACUCAGACCCCACCAUGUGGACCGCUUACCUGGGCCUGCAUGACCAGAGGAAGCGCAGUGAGCCAGGGGUGCAGGAGCACAAGCUGAAGCGCAUCAUCCGCCACCCUGACUUCAAUGACUUCACCUAUGACUAUGACCUGGCGGUGCUGGAAUUAGAAAAGCCAGCUGAGUACAGCAACGUGGUGCGGCCCAUCUGCCUGCCAGAUGCUACACAUGUCUUCCCGGCGGGCAAGGCCAUCUGGGUCACGGGCUGGGGACACACAGAGGAGGGAGGUACUGCGGCCCUGAUCCUGCAGAAGGGCGAGAUCCGUGUCAUCAAUCAGACCACCUGUGAGAGCCUGCUGCCCCAGCAGCUGACCUCCCGCAUGAUGUGCGUGGGCUUCCUCAGUGGAGGCGUGGACUCCUGCCAGGGUGAUUCUGGCGGCCCACUGUCCAGUGUGGAAGCUGAUGGACGGAUCUUCCAGGCCGGAGUGGUGAGCUGGGGUGAAGGCUGUGCGAGGAGGGAGAAGCCUGGUGUGUACACAAAGCUCUCUGAAUUUCGGGACUGGAUCAAAGAGCAGACUGGGGUGUAG
Molecule: messenger RNA, 2484 nt
Organism: Elephantulus edwardii (Cape elephant shrew)
Lineage: Eukaryota; Metazoa; Chordata; Mammalia; Macroscelidea; Macroscelididae
Gene: ST14
Product: suppression of tumorigenicity 14 (colon carcinoma)
Exons: 18
Coding region: 1-2484 (827 amino acids)
Biological process (GO): acrosome reaction; proteolysis
Cellular component (GO): membrane
Molecular function (GO): protein binding; serine-type endopeptidase activity
Source: RefSeq, a predicted model, not a curated record